AACUUACCGCGUACCAUAACUUACGUGACCAGUCCGUACGUAUUCAAACUAAUUUGGGUAAAAAUAAAGAACGUUUGGCUAGAAAAACACACUUUUUUCAGGAAAAUAAGGCGUUGAUGAAAGCAAGGUUGCAACAACUCAGUUGAAACUUAAUUUGUCUUACAUUUGCAGGGAAAAGGGUCUGAACAUGAAAUGCCUCUGUGAAAAGUGUCAAUCCUAUCAGAGAAGACUAAAGAAGUUGGAUGUCUUGGCCGACAUGCAUACCUGUGUGGACUGUGGAUCAAUUCACCUCAAGGGCAAAUAGAUAGAUUUUCAGACAAUGAUUUUAAAAUGUUCUUCAUGUUCUAGAGUUGUAAUUAUACAAAAAGAAUGACUAUCUACUGCAGAUUUUGGUUUUUAAGUGACUUCCCGUAGGAACAGACUCUUGUGUGUAGAAUCCCUUCUAUGCUAUUUGAGUGGUUCAUCAUUUGACCCUUCAACAUCGCACAAUGCAAUGAGUGCUCCAUAUCUUCUGAGACUGGGAAUACCCAGGAGAUUUCUUCUUCAUCUACCAUUUCGUAAUGGGUGCGUUAAUGGAGUUUCCGAGCCUUUUAGAAAAAUUGGUGAGAAACCUAGUUUGAUUAGAAUGAAUCUAAUGUCUUCUCCAUACCUGACUACAAGGAAAAUGAAUUCAUUGUCUUCACCACGUCUGGCUGCAAGGAGUUCUUUGUGUCAUGUGUCUUCAAGGAAUCAAUGUUUUCGUCAAAGCGCCCCCGGCUUGUUUAUAAGAAUUCCUCGAGAAAUUCAAUGUUCACCACCAAAGGGAUCCUUGCACCAAUCACCCAUAUCCCAUCGCAAGCGAAAGAGUAGGACUUCAAUGGAAAAUACCAGGAAUGAAAUGUUAGCUGAUGACCUUGAUGGUGAUGGACUGGAGUAUGGAGACGAAGUCAUGGAAUAUGCAAAUGAGCUUUUGAGGAGAGAACACGAUGCUUUGAAAGGUCAUCAUGUUCUAGUUAUUCAACCUGUACUUAAAACUGGGAGAAGAGACAAGAAAGACAGUGAGCUGAAAUUAACAGAAGCACAGUCUCUUGUUACAACACUUCAAGACUGGUCACUGGUUGACAGCAGACUGAUUCCUGCCAAAUCUCUGAGCAAAAAGUACAUGUUUGGCCAAGGCACUUUUGAUGAACUCACUGCCCAGAUUCGGUCUCGACCAGAUAUAACCAGUGUGUUCUUGAACGUUGAUAGAUUGAGCGGGUUGCAGAAGAAGACUAUGGAAGAGCAAUGGGGAAUGCCGGUUUAUGAUAGGUACAGUGUUGUUCUUCAGAUCUUCAAGGAGCAUGCAUCAUCUAAGGAAGCAAAGCUACAGAUAGCUUUGGCUGAGUUACAUUUUAGAAGGUUGCAUUUACAGCAAGAAACCCUUGACCUGGAUCAGCAGAGUGGAGCCCACCAGUACAUAGGCGGUGGAGGAGAAACCUUGCUGGAGAAGAAACAACGUUUGCUGCGAGACAAAGAGGGCGCUCUCAGAAAAGCUCUUGAGAAGCUGAAGGGAAAGAGAGACUUGUUGAGGAAAGGCAGAGAGAGAAAACACUUUCCACAUGUCGGUGUUGUUGGAUACACAAAUGCUGGAAAGACCUCCCUUAUAAAAGCACUUACUGGAGAUGCAAGACUUGAACCUAGGGACCAACUCUUUGCAACGCUGGACGUAACGUCCCAUGCGGGUUACCUGUCUAAUAGAAUGCCUGUUAUCUAUGUUGAUACGGUUGGAUUCAUCUCAGAUUUACCUCAUCAGUUGAUUGCAUCUUUUGCAGCUACACUAGAAGAUGUCCUUCAUGCCGAUCUUCUAGUGCAUGUUAGAGAUGUAAGUCAUCCUGAAGCAGAGAGUCAGCGGAUUCAGGUUCUCAGUGUUCUUCAUGACCUUGGGGUCAAUCAGCGUCUCAUAGACAACAUGAUUGAGGUUAAUAAUAAGAUUGAUCUCAUGGAAAACAGGUCUGAACUUGCAUCAAAAGAUGAAUGUUACCCAGUUUCUGCCAUCCAGGGAACCGGAUUAAAGCAGUUGAGAGAGGCUAUAGAGUUGAAACUAAUAGAGGUCACCAAGAGAGUCACUUGUGAUGUCAGAAUUCCACAGGCUGGUACACAUCUCAGCUGGUUGUACAAGGAGGCAACCGUCCAAGACAUUGCAACUAUAGAGGGCGACACAGAGCAUCUACUUGUGUCAGCUGUGUUCAGUGCUACUGCGUACUCAAAAUUCACGGCAAAGUAUGGCAACCUUAUUCAAAGACAAGUCAACUCUUAAGUGUAAUCAGAUACCCAAACCUGCAUUUAGAUUACCCACGAUCUCAAAAAGUCAUUAUAAAAAAAAGAAAACAGCAAUGAAUGCGGACAUAUGGAAGCUCUUUGACAUGUACGUAGAGUAAAACUGUAUGAAUGAAUAAAACACUAGAGGCAUAUAACCGAAAAGAAAAUGAUGGAUGCUUUAACUAGCUGUUAUAUUGGCUGUCAAAGUAUUU
Molecule: messenger RNA, 2489 nt
Organism: Lytechinus variegatus (green sea urchin)
Lineage: Eukaryota; Metazoa; Echinodermata; Echinoidea; Temnopleuroida; Toxopneustidae
Gene: gtpbp6
Product: putative GTP-binding protein 6
Exons: 9
Coding region: 494-2275 (593 amino acids)
Cellular component (GO): cytoplasm
Molecular function (GO): GTP binding; ribosome binding
Source: RefSeq, a predicted model, not a curated record